GGUAACUUCAGGUAACUUCCUCAGCGUGUCUGUAUGUUUAUAGGAAAGGAGAGAAGCCGACAGGUUUUCUAAAUGAGGAUGAAAAGCCCCCUGCUCCAGCCUCCUUGCCCUAUUGCUGAUGACGGUGCAGAUGACAGUUUCUUUGCAGAAGAUCCCCCUGAUUUUGCAGACCUUGAAGGAACUGAGCUAAGCGACCUCGAAGGCACUUUUAUACAGGUGGAAGAGAAGAUCGCUGAAGACGCUGAAGCCGAGGUUGAAGGGCCAAGUCAAUACCCAACCGUUAGCAUCAAGGACGUGGACAACCCAGAUGAUGCUCUCGAGAGUGAAGACGGGUGCUUGCUGGUGCCAACCCUGAGCGCCAAUCACACACUGAUGGUGCCUGGUGCGGUGGCAGCCUCCCCAAGGAGGAAGCUGCAGGCCCCAGAAGACAGCCUGGAAGAGGAGCUUCUGGCCUUAACAAGCCAAUCUCCUGUGAGAAGCCUGCCUGAACGCAUUGGUUCAGCCACAAGCCAGAACAGCGCAGUCAUCAACGACCGACUCCAGGAGCUGGUGAAGCUCUUUAAAGAGAGGACUGAAAAGGUGAAAGAAAAGCUAACAGACCCUGAUGUCACAUCUGACGAUGAGACCCCUGUGGCAUCCCCUUCCAAGCAAGCCCCUGCGGAAGCACCACCGCCUCCCCCGGGAAAGGAGCCAGAGGCAGCCAAGGUGGCAGAGGAUGAGCAUUACUGCGAGAUGCUGUGCUGCACAUUCAAGUGUCGGCCCUGGCUGGACCGUGUGAGAAACUACCAGUUCCCAAGCAGCAUAGACCCACUAACCAACCUGAUGUACGUGCUGUGGCUGUUCUUCGUUGUUCUGGCCUGGAACUGGAACUGCUGGCUGAUUCCUGUCCGCUGGGCCUUUUCCUACCAGACAAACAUCCACUACUGGCUGCUCGUGGACUAUCUCUGUGACCUCAUCUACCUCCUGGACAUUGUCGUCUUUCAGAUCCGUCUCCAGUUUGUCCGAGGAGGAGACAUAAUAAGUGAUAAAAAGGCCAUGAAAGAGAACUACCUGAAAUCACAGCGCUUUAAGAUGGAUAUGAUGUGCCUCCUUCCUCUGGAUUUCUUCUACUUCAAAGUUGGGGUCAAUCCGCUCCUACGUUUCCCUCGCUGUUUGAAGUACAUGGCCUUCUUUGAGUUUAAUAACCGCCUUGAGGCUAUCUUGAGCAAGGCAUACAUCUACAGAGUGAUUCGGACCACUGCCUAUUUACUCUACAGCUUGCAUGUGAACUCCUGCCUCUAUUACUGGGCAUCAGCGUACGAAGGACUGGGCUCUACCACCUGGGUCUAUGAUGGGGAAGGAAAUAGUUACAUCCGCUGUUAUUACUGGGCAGUCAAAACCCUCAUCACCAUCGGAGGAUUGCCGGACCCCAAGACGCUGUUUGAGAUCGUCUUCCAGCUGCUGAACUAUUUCACGGGUGUCUUUGCUUUCUCUGUCAUGAUAGGCCAGAUGAGAGAUGUGGUUGGCGCCGCUACUGCAGGGCAAACUUAUUAUCGGAGCUGCAUGGACAGUACUAUUAAAUACAUGAACUUCUACAAAAUCCCCAGAGCUGUUCAGAACCGGGUCAAAACGUGGUACGAGUACACGUGGCAUUCCCAAGGCAUGCUAGAUGAGUCAGAGCUGUUGGUGCAGCUGCCAGACAAGAUGAGGCUGGAUAUUGCGAUUGAUGUGAACUACAACAUCGUGAGCAAAGUGGCACUUUUCCAGGGCUGUGACAGGCAGAUGAUCUUUGACAUGCUGAAGCGGCUCAGGUCGGUUGUCUACCUACCUAACGACUACGUGUGUAAGAAGGGAGAAAUCGGUCGCGAGAUGUACAUCAUCCAGGCAGGCCAAGUGCAGGUGCUCGGAGGACCUGAUGGCAAAACCGUGCUGGUAACUCUGAAAGCUGGAUCCGUGUUUGGAGAAAUAAGCUUGCUGGCAGCAGGAGGAGGAAAUCGCCGAACAGCAAACGUCGUAGCUCACGGAUUUGCUAAUCUUUUCAUUUUGGAUAAGAAGGACUUGAACGAAAUUUUGGUGCAUUAUCCAGAGUCUCAAAAGUUGCUGCGUAGAAAAGCUAAGAAAAUGCUGAAAAACAACAAUAAACCCAAAGAUGAGAAAGGAGUGCCGGGUGACUCACUGAUCAUUCCCCCGAAACCUGACACGCCGAAACUCUUCCAGGCCGCCCUGGCUGCUGCAGGGAAGAUGGGAGGCAAAGGGAAGUUCGCUCACCUCCGGUGGAAACUCAAGGAGCUCAAAGCAAUGCAGGCCAUGCAGGAUUCCAGUUUCAGUCCAACACCACCAAAAUCACCAGUACACCGGCGAUCCCCCACAGCCUCCCCCAAAGCAGACCCUCCAAAGGGGGAAGAAAUCAUCGCAACAUCUUCAGACAAUUUAGUCGCUAUUCGUGUGAUUUCUGCCCCACAAGAGGAUGAGGAGAUACUUUCUGCUGAGAUUUCAGAGAUAGAAGAAGGGAAAUGAAAAAAUAUUAAAUUCCAGGGCCAGUGCCACGAGCAGAAGUCAGACAAAUAGACGCUUUUACUCAUUAACAAUUUCUGUGAACCAGCUAUAGGCUUUGCUAACUAAGUGAUGUCGAUAGGCUCUGCCUUUCUUUUCUACUUAGACCUUCACCCACUGUUGAUAAAACCCUUCGCCAUAUCACCUAGAACUACAUAAAGCUCCUGCACUCUGGAAAUCAGGUUUUAUUGAGCAUCUUUAUGAGUAUUCCUACUAAAAACCAGGCCAGCCCUCUUGCCUCAAAAACCAGCCUUACAGAGAGGUAGCCCUGAAGAAAUCAUUUUUUACAGCUCUGAGUGGUUAAUGAAUGUCUGUUCAGAUGAAAAAUGAAGAGUUAUUCUCCUUUGAAAUCUGAGUCUUUGCUUAGCCAGAGGUAAACACAAAGGGAAAAAAAAUAAGAUUCCUCUGUUGAACUCAAGCUUGUCACAAACAGUUACCAAGUGAUUCAUCUGGAAAGGAUUUGGGUUAGUCUCACAAGCUGAACAGAGGUCAAAUCAUAGUGUAAGGAAAAAAUCAAAGUCCACCCUGGCAUGCAUAGCCUGCAAGACACAUGAGGAUCCUCUUCUGCCCCACUCAGGAUGCGAUUCCACAUAGGUGUAGCCUAAUUAGAGGAUGCAAAAAUGAGCAAAACUGUAAAAGAUGCCAUCUCUGAGGAAAGAGCGGACAAGAGAAAAAGUAGUACGUUGCGUCAAGAGUAAUUCAGGUUUGCUGUUGGAAAGAGGAGUGAGUGACAGGAUUAGACUGCCAGGGCUGUUGUAGGCUCUCCAUCAUUGGCAGUUUUUAAGGACAGAUUUGACAAACUUCUUUUGGGGAUGACAGAAGUAUAACUGAGCCCGUCUCGGACCAGGAGAUGGCCCCUGGAAAGCCCUUCCGGCCUUGGUUUUCCAUGGUUCUGCCACCACAGAAGAGGAAAACAGAAUUAAGAAGGUGAAAAGCCUUGCUGAUUUCUAGCUGCAACAGAAAAGAGAAGUGAGAUAAGUGUUAUGCUCUCCAAGCCAGUAUUUCACAUUUAGCCCAGAGUCAGCCAUGUGCAAGCAGAGGUGCCGUUGAUCCCACAGUGUGUUGGUCACCACGUGCUUCCCUGUGCGCCCGUGACCUGCCAACCUUUCUGACGGCCAGUUCCCAAGCCCUUCCCGUCGUUUUGUUGGAUCUCAGACACUUUGCCUUCACGAAGCCGCUCUCGCUUUGGACAAUGUCUGUUAUUGUCAGAGAGUGCUCUCAACGCCUCGGUUCCCUGCUUAACGGCGAGACAUGUGGUGCUGGGAGAGAAGAUGAGGGUCCUGGUCUUACACCCCGCACACCGAGCUGCAGGCUCGCGGUGCCUGCUUUCUCCAACGUCACCAAUCUUUCAGCUUCCUUAACCUCGUCGUCACUCUAAGGCAAGCUGCUGAGCAGAGAUGCGAUGACUGCGUGGAAGAGUCAAGCUUCUCAGAUGGAUAAAGUCCAGCCCAGCCUCCCCCUGUCCACUGAAAGCUGCGCUCAUUUACUCCUUCAUCGCUAUUUAUUCUAAUACAAAAAACACAAGUUUUGCUUUCCUGGGAUGAGGAGGCAAACAGGCACUCUUGAUAUGAUGCUUAAUUGGGGGAAGAUGCAAAUCUUGUCCCCUGGGUUUCUGCUUGCCAGGUCUCUGCAGCAUCGCCUGCUCUGUCAAACGAAGCCAGUUUUCCUUCCUUCGGAAGAAAAAAAUGAGGCGCAUUUUGCUGCACGGAGCAGUCCCUGAGACACAGUCAAGGGAAAUUUCGGCCGUUCAGCAAAUACUCAGACAGGUACUGCAGGUUUGGUGAGUCUGCCUACGAAACAGCAGAGCUCAUAAUAAAAGGUAUCACAGUGCAGGUGUCAUCAGCGCAUGUCGUUAUUUGUAACAAUUCUUCUUUUCAUAAAGAACCUUUUUGUUGCUCUCGACCUCAUGAUGGGUUUUUGUGCUUUGCUGUAAUAGCUGCAUUUUUUUUUUCUCACUCUUGCUAAAAAACAUGAGUUCCUGUGGAGGAAAAAGCCAGUAUAUGUGUUAAUGUUAAUUAGCGAUGACUUGGUUUCUUUUAAAUAAAACUUCAGGAAACUCCACUAUGUUACAGGAGGAUCUGAGGCUGCCACUGUCCUUAAGAUUGCAGAGAAAAGCCUGAACUCUGGUAAGAGCAUCAAAACCUCUCUAAAUAUUUCUCAUCCUUAAUCAUUUACAAUUUGUUCCCGGAUGCCCUUCUUGGUGGAAGGUUUUGGUGGGGAGCACCAAGUGUUUUUUCACUGUAUAAAAAUUUAAAUGAUCAAACCAGAAAACGUGUAAAAGUCAAACUGGGAUUCUGAUUUCACACUACCUUUUUAUAUGAUUUGUAAAAAUAGUUUAAAUAAAUAGUACACUUUAAUGGCUUUCACGAUCCAAUGUAUUUACAAUAAACCCCA
Messenger RNA from Struthio camelus australis, 4926 nucleotides. NCBI's taxonomy places the organism in Eukaryota, Metazoa, Chordata, Aves, Struthioniformes, Struthionidae. The record is from RefSeq and is a predicted model, not a curated record.